AUGUCCCUCACCACAAAAACCCUGGUAAUCAAAUACCACAUCAACUUCGGCGACCGCGACCAUCCCAACGCCACCCCCUACCUCCUAGCCCGAAUCCCCCGCCCCAGCCGCCCAACACUCACCUACAACCACCCCAUCCGCGUCCCCCAAGACGCCGUCUUUGCCAUCAACAUAGUCCUCUCAGACCCAAACGUGUACCAGCUCGACGGGCCGGCCCUGCGCAAGACAGGUCCGGGGCUACCUGUGCGUAUCGUCGAUGACCUUCCAGUGGAGCAAUACACACCACGUCUGGACUCUGAGUCUAGAAGGGAUCGCACUGAGACGGCGCCGCGGGGGCGUCGAACUCCCAGGCAAGCACAGCGACCUCCCGCGAUCUCCUACCCGCGGACAGCGGACUCGCUUCCUCCACGUGAAGUUUACGCGCGGGCAUGCGCGCUGUUGAGGGAUGCUAGGGGCGUUGGAGAGGCUGAGUGGUCGGGUGCGCGGCGUCAGCGUCACGCGGAGAGUCGCAAUCGCAAUCGCGGUGCUGGACAAACGAGUACGCGCUGUUCUAGAGGGGGCCGAAGGGAAGACGGCAUGGAGAGGCAUGCCAACGCUAAUGCCAGUGCUCAAAUUGCUGGUCAGACUUGUCGGGAAGCUAACUCGAUGCGCGGCGGUAUUCAGCAGGCUUACAGGCGUGGAGGUGAAGAUAUGUCUCUGACUGAGCGCCCUCGAGAAGCUAGACAGUAUGGCAUCGGCGCUGACGUACAACGCACACGCACCAGCGCUCGUAGGAGUGGAUCCCAAGCUACCUCCCGUACCGUCGGCAAAUCGAGCACUCUACCAGAAGAAUCCCGGCAUCCUAAAGCCCGGGGCUCACCCGCUGAAAAACAAGCCCCUUCACGCACAACAGCACAGAAGAAGCCCGGGAACGGCACCAGGAGUCCAACCGCCCACGGUGUCUGUCGAGCUAUCCCCCCGGUGGAAGACAUUCUAUCCCGCUUUAAUGCUAUCUCACCGCCUGAUACGUACUCUUCACGGAGCAGCAUCGAUGAUAGCAUCUCUCACGCCAUCUCCGCCACGAACAACGCUCAUACUAGUUCUAGACUAACCGCUCUGUCCAUACCUGGAUCCUCCUCUCCACGACGCACUGCCCGGCAAGACAGUGACAGUGCUCUCAACCCGCAUACACACCGGAAGAAGAAGCAGCAGGACAACCUCAACAACAAACGAGCCAAUGACUCCUCAUGCCUACCCUCGCGCUUAGUCUCUCCUCCCCACCGGCGACUCCACCACGCAGCAUCUUCAAACGCUCUGGCUCUGCACAAAAAGCCACACUGGGACACUCACACUCACCGUAGCUCUUCUCCCCCGCACAGCUCCUCGACGUCCUCCUCCGCGCAGCCCUCGAACCAUCGACGCAAGUCCAAGUACCCCAUCCACCCCAGCCCCCCCUUUCCCUCCCGUGCUCUGCCCGGCUCAUGGCCCUCCCCCUCCCCUUCUCCUUCCUCUUCCCCUUCUCCGUCCCCCACGCAGCACCCCAUAAACCUCCACUACACGCGCUACGCCAACGCACCCGUCCCGCGCAAAGCGCGCGUACGCGUACGCUUCGCCCCGGUAAAACAGUGCCACGCGCUCGACGGCCGUAUUUCGCACGAGGCGGUUGUGGACAACGAAGGGAAAACGGGGAAGCGGUGGCGGUGGCGGAAGAAGGCGGGCGAUCCGGUUAGGAACGUGGAUGCGGAUGUAAAUGCGGGGGAGGUGGCGGAGCUAGUGGAUAGGGAGGGUUGGUGUGGGAAAGGGGAGGAGUGA
Molecule: messenger RNA, 1791 nt
Organism: Trematosphaeria pertusa
Lineage: Eukaryota; Fungi; Ascomycota; Dothideomycetes; Pleosporales; Trematosphaeriaceae
Exons: 1
Coding region: 1-1791 (596 amino acids)
Source: RefSeq, a predicted model, not a curated record